Molecule: messenger RNA, 838 nt
Organism: Papilio xuthus (Asian swallowtail)
Lineage: Eukaryota; Metazoa; Arthropoda; Insecta; Lepidoptera; Papilionidae
Product: vinculin-like
Exons: 6
Coding region: 184-612 (142 amino acids)
Biological process (GO): cell adhesion
Molecular function (GO): actin filament binding
Source: RefSeq, a predicted model, not a curated record
CCACCUGCACCAGGCCUCGCCCCGCCCCGCCCACCGCCGCCUGAUACUGACGACGAGGGCGAAGACAUCUUCCGACGCCAGCCGCAUCCCAGCCAACCCAUUUUGGUGGCGGCACACAAUCUGCACCGCGCAGUACGCGAGUGGUCCUCCAAGGACAACGAGAUCAUCGCCGCCGCCAAGCGCAUGGCCAUCCUCAUGGCGCGCCUCUCUGACCUCGUGCGCUCUGACUCUAAAGGUAGUAAGCGUGAACUGAUUGCUACUGCAAAGGCGAUCGCGGAGGCCUCAGAGGAGGUCACACGUCUGGCGAAGAAACUUGCUCUUGAAUGUACUGACAAGAGGAUUCGUACUAACUUGCUGCAAGUGUGCGAGAGGAUUCCGACUAUUGGAACCCAGCUUAAGAUCCUGUCCACUGUGAAGGCCACCAUGCUCGGAGCUCAGGGUAGCGAAGAAGAUCAAGAGGCGACGGAAAUGCUCGUCGGCAACGCUCAGAACCUCAUGCAGAGCGUAAAGGAAACAGUGAAGGCGUCAGAGGGUGCCUCUAUCAAGAUCCGUACUGAACAGGACGGGUACCGUCUGCGCUGGGUGCGCCGCUCUCCGUGGUACCAGAUCUAGACAUCGGCGUACCAGACUUGAAUAGGACCGUACCAGAUAUUUACACGAACUUCAUAAAUUUUGACUCCAUCGUACCAAAUACAAUUUCGGUACGGAUACCAUAUCAUACAGAUUCUUCACUGUGACGAAUUGUAUUCAUUAUUUGAAUUAAAUAAGUACAAAAACCAGUUUAGAUCCUAGAAAUAGAUUCUUCUAUUAUAACAGGGAGGUUUCUUAGCCAACAGUU